This is a messenger RNA of Phragmites australis (common reed), 866 nucleotides long. RefSeq lists its product as uncharacterized. The record is from RefSeq and is a predicted model, not a curated record. The transcript is spliced from 2 exons. Lineage: Eukaryota; Viridiplantae; Streptophyta; Magnoliopsida; Poales; Poaceae. The coding region runs from base 206 to 853 and encodes 215 amino acids.
UGUGCUGACAUUCAUUAGGUUUUAUAAUUCGUAAAAUUAGGUAUGAUAUUUUGUCGGGCUUGUUGCGGAAGACAACGUGGCUUGCAGGGGAAGGUUUUGGAGUAGUGGUUUCUCGUGGAAGGAAGGGUGCUUGCUUCCCCCAGAAGAUUGUUCGAGGCACUAUAAGAAGGAGGCAGGAGGAUGAUUGCAAAUGCAAGGUAGCUAAAUGGAUCCUCGGCAAGCUUGGAAGGAAUACUUGAGAGAGUUGUGUUUCCCGUCCAAUGACUCGUCCGAUGAAGAAGAUGAUUUGUUCAUGGAGGGUAUGAGAGCUUGGCAAGCCGACCUGGAGGAAUCAGAGAGGCGACCAUGGGGGGGCUCAGUCCCAGGUCGAAAGCGUAUCAACCGUUAUCGGCACGAGGGCCAUAUGAGGUUGUUCAACGACUACUUUGCCGAUCCUCCCGUAUACCCCGACUACAUAUUCCGACGCAGGUUCCGGAUGAAACGCAACCUGUUUAUGAAGAUAGUUGCAGCUGUUGAAGAGAAGGACCCCUGGUUCGUGCAGCGGAGAAACGCAGCUGGAGAGCUCGGGCUGUCGGCAUUGCAAAAAGUGACUGCGGCAUUUCGUAUGCUAGCAUACGAUGCGCCGGCUGAUUCUCUCGAUGAGUGCCUUCGUCUUGGUGAGAGCACUAUCAUUGAGAGUAUGCGACGUUUCGUCAAUGCUGUUGUGCAGGCAUUCGGCGAUGAGUACCUUCAUUCUCCUAAUGAGGAGGACACUGCGAGGUUGCUCGCCAUCAACUCGCGCAUAGGCUUCCCCGGGAUGUUAGGAAGCGUUGAUUGUAUGCAUUGGAGGUGGAAGAACUGCCCUACGGCGUGAGCGGGGUCUUACA